This is a messenger RNA of Eremomyces bilateralis CBS 781.70, 1897 nucleotides long. Its product is annotated as putative glutamyl-tRNA amidotransferase subunit A. The transcript has 4 exons. NCBI's taxonomy places the organism in Eukaryota, Fungi, Ascomycota, Dothideomycetes, Eremomycetales, Eremomycetaceae. The coding region runs from base 131 to 1834 and encodes 567 amino acids. The record is from RefSeq and is a predicted model, not a curated record.
GCUUGGAUCCAGCACUUACCAUAGUACUCCUGUGGUCCCUUGGGGAAAUCAUCAUCUCCAAUUUCGCAAUACCAAAAAGAGAAUGAAACCUCAACGCAUUCACAUCUUUGUCCAACUAUAAACGGUGACAAUGUCUGUUUUCCCGAAGCAAAUGGACACCUGGCAGGAGACUGUUGCGGUUGUCCAGCAGUAUCGGGACAACAGCCUCGAUAUCGAUCCGCCGUUGUCUGGCAUACCCCUAAACCUUCCAUCGAAUGUUUCGGAGAUCCCUCGUAAAUUUCUCUCUGCUAUCGAAUUGGAUAUCACGGAAACGCCACCCGAGCACCUGUUGGAAAAGCUGGCAAGCGGUGAACUCAGUAGUGUCGCAGUCACCCAGGCAUUCUUGAGGAGAGCUGCAUUGGCACAACGGCUGACGAAUUGCCUCACGGAGCUUCUCCCCAGGCGAGCGCUCGCCCGCGCUAAGGAGCUUGAUGACCACCUUUCUCAGCAUGGGAAGCCAAUCGGCCCUCUCCAUGGCCUUCCUGUCUCCAUCAAAGAACAAAUCACGCUAGCAGAUCAUCCCCUUAACUACUCGUACGUUUCUUGGGUUGACAAUGUGCCGCGUCAUUCGGCCUACCUUAUAGACCUUCUCGAGACCGCUGGGGCGGUCAUCCAUGCGCGUACGACGCAGCCGCAGCUCAUCAUGCACCUUGAAUGCGCGUCAAACCUGUAUGGCACAACUGUGAAUCCAUUCAAUUGUAGCCUCACAUCGGGUGGGUCUUCUGGCGGUGAAGGCGCGCUUUUAGCCUUGAAAGGAAGCGCUCUUGGGGUGGGUACCGACAUUGGCGGCUCCGUUCGAAGCCCAGCUGCGAACUGUGGAGUGUGGGCACUCAGACCUACGACGGGAAGGGUCCCGAUGCUAGGGAUCGAUGAGGACUAUAUAGGCCAGGAGGCAAUCAGGGCCGUGGCAGGGCCAAUGAGUACGAGUUUCGAGGGGUUAAGGUCAUUCAUGAGGGCAGUCCUAAGAGGAAGAAAACCAGAACUGAAAGAGCCUGGACUGAUACCGCUUGGGUGGAGGGAUGAUGAAGCAAAAUCACAUUUCUGGAGUGAAGAGAAGGGCUGGAGGCUAAAGAUCGGGGUUAUGUGGGAUGACGGAGUUGUCAAACCCCAUCCUCCAGUUCAAAGAGCUUUAAGGGAGCUCGUGGAAGCACUCAAGGAGAUUGACGGUGUUGAGAUACGCGAUUGGGAACCGUACCACCACGACCAGGCGUGGUCGAUCGCGGCAAGCCUAUACUUUCCAGAUGGCGGAGCGGACGAAGAGCGUGAGUUACGAGCCUCUGGCGAACCUUGGCUCCCAUUGUCUCGCUGGAUUGUGAAGGACAAUCCCUUCUGCAAAGAGCUAGGCAUGCAUGAUUUGUGGGAUUGGACCGCAAAGCGAGAGCAAUAUCGCAUUAAGUAUGCCUCUCGGUGGCUCGAAACAGCAACCGGGGAUGAUGAGCGAGGUGUACCAACUGGUAUGGUUGAUGUCCUGCUAUGUCCGGCUGGACCAGGGGCAGCACCACCACUGGAAAAUUCGAAAUACUGGGGUUACCUUGCCCAGUGGAAUGUGUUAGAUUACCCAGCUGCUGUUUUCCCGGUCACUACUGUCGAUAAAGGCGCGGACAAGAAGGACCAAAGUUACAGGCCAAGAAACGAGCAGGAUGCCUUCAAUCAUGAACUUUACGAACCGGAACGAUACACGGAUGCUCCAGUCGGAUUGCAACUGGUCGGGCGAAUAUAUGAGGAUGAGAAAGUGCUUGCUGCUUUAGAUUUCAUAUCUUCUCGGAUCCAGCUUCCGCUGAGAAAAGCUACAUGAGUACAAAACAUUUCGGUCACUGCUUGAUCGUUUACUACACACCUAUACUUGGCAAAGGGGUUC